UUUUUUCACUGUCGGAGGAAUCACAACGACUUUCAACUAUAGUUUUCGACUAGGUCGUUUCUAGACCAAGGUCCUUUACCUCAGAUUUGUACAUUUUACUCUUCUCCACCAUCCCUGGAAGUUCGUAACAUCGUCACGGAACUGCCAUGUACAUUUGUACUAUUCCAUAUUUGUUCACAAACAAUUUCGCCAAUCGUUCGGUUCGCCUUGUAACUUGACAAGUAUAUUAAUAUUUGAGUAUUACCGUCGCUUAAGGAGCCAUUGCAGAUGGUUCCAUCUGCCUCUAUCACUAACUCAUUUUUUGGAAGAUAAGUUACGAAUGCUGGCCUCAGAAGGAUUUACUCCGUUUUGAUUUUGGACUUAAAUAUCCGUUACAAGAUGACUGGCCAGCAUAAAAUUGAUAGUGUGUGUUGUGAACGCACAAAUUUAACAGGUAUUUAUUGCAUGCACGAUGACUCGCCAGCAUAAAAUUGAUACUGUGUGUUGUGAACCCACAAGUUUAACAGGUAUUUAUUGCAUGCACAGACAGAUCGUUGCGUUUGGAUAGGGGUCAGAGCCAGCUAGGUUGUUUCCACAGGCAAGUUGACUUGCCGGCUCCGUCGUUCAGGGAUGCUUGCGCAAGUUUCAUAUUUGUGGGAAUGCGGUUUACACUAUGGUACGACGCAGUCCGCUGGAAGCUACGAAACAAUUACGGAAGGUAACAAAAAUAUUGUCGUUGAGAAACAGGAGAGUGCGUUGAUUGUGUAUCUUACUGGAAUAUCUAAUUAUUUAUGACAAUUUAUUGAGGAAAGACCGUGAUGAUAAGACUAUUGCUUGUGAAAUAAAGUCUCUGACACAUCACAUGACAGUUGAUUGGAAGUGGAGCAAGUGGGAAGGGCCGAGUGUUAUAGAAGUGCAGUGUAAAUAUAUAUAUAUAUAUAUAAUCAAUUGUUAUUUUCUUUACAAAUUCGAAAUGAUUGGGUGUAUGUUCAAUAUUGAUGCUGGUUACUUGGAAGGCCUGUGUAGAGGGUUCAAAUGUGGAAUUUUGAAACAGGCAGAUUACUUGAACUUAGUGCAAUGUGAAACUCUUGAAGAUCUGAAGUUGCAUCUUCAGGGCACAGAUUAUGGAAGCUUCUUAGCAAAUGAACCAAGUCCACUCCAAGUGUCUGUCAUCGAUGAUAAGCUUAGGGAAAAAUUGGUUAUCGAAUUUCAGCACAUGAGACAUCAUGCAGUUGAACCAUUGUCCACUUUUCUGGACUAUAUUACGUACAGCUACAUGAUAGAUAACAUCAUUCUUCUUAUCACUGGAACCUUACACCAGCGACCAAUAUCAGAAUUGAUCCCAAAGUGUCACCCACUCGGGAGUUUCGAACAGAUGGAGGCUAUUCAUGUUGCUGCAACACCUGCAGAACUAUACAGUGCAGUCUUGGUUGACACACCACUAGCUCCGUUCUUUGUGGACUGCAUCAGUGAACAAGAUCUUGAUGAAAUGAAUAUAGAAAUAAUACGAAACACCCUGUACAAGGCAUACUUAGAAGCAUUCUACUCUUUCUGCAAAGAACUUGGUGGUACAACAGCUGACACUAUGUGUGAAAUUCUUGCUUUUGAAGCAGAUAGACGAGCAAUUAUUAUUACAAUAAAUUCAUUUGGCACUGAAUUAACAAAGGAUGAUCGUGCCAAACUGUAUCCUCGUUGUGGGAAGCUACAUCCUGAUGGUCUAGCUGCUUUGGCACGUGCAGAUGACUAUGAACAAGUAAAAGCUGUAGCUGAAUACUAUGCUGAAUACAGUGCUUUAUUUGAAGGUGCAGGGAACAACCCAGGAGAAAAAACACUGGAGGACAAAUUCUUUGAACAUGAGGUACGAUUGAAUGUGAAUGCAUUUUUACAACAGUUCCACUUUGGUGUGUUCUAUUCGUACUUGAAACUGAAGGAACAGGAAUGUCGUAACAUUGUAUGGAUUGCAGAAUGUGUUGCCCAGAAACACAGGGCAAAAAUUGAUAACUACAUUCCAAUAUUCUGAGACAAUUUCCACUACUGUAAUAUAUUUAAAAGUUAUGUGCUGAAGACCAGUGAUAUGUCUUCACUUAGUGUGUAAAAACAAAACCUGAUUCUUCGUUGCAUGUGUCACUCUUUUUAUUUGGUAACUCAUUAAAUUAUGCAAUAAAAAAGCGUGCAUAAAGUACACCAUGAAUUUGUAAAUAGAAUUGUCAUAUUGUUUCCCACAUCCUUUCACAGUAAAGUAUUAUGGGCUGGGGUAUAUAAGGGCAAUAGGUGUAACAAUGGUUUGGUGGAAGUAUAGUGUGUACAGGAUAAUGAUUGUAUAAAAGUAUUAAAAUUGAAAGAAUAUACAUUCUUCAAAUGUUGUAGUGUUUGUAUUUUUUGCCUUCAAUAAUAAUCAUACACUGUCAUUUAGAGGAGCUAUUUCAGUGUCUUAAAUUAGAACAACUUCCAUGUACAUAUUUUGGCAUGUGUUCAGUAUUAAUAUAUAUUGAUUUAUACCAUAGAAGACAUGUUUUUAAGCACAGUAUGUAAAGCUGACAUUGUUAAAAAAUACUAAUUGUUGUAUUAAAUAUUCAUUGUGACCCCAAAUUUUGUACAUAUAGGAUAGUGGUUUACGUAGCAAAAAAUGUGACUGCAGAAAAUUUUAUUGUGAUGUAAUAUUUUGUUUCCCAGUCCGUGUUGUACAUUCCUGUUAUUACAGACGCAUGUGUCACAUACCUAUACAUCAUGUAAUAUUUGUGUGUGUGUGUGUGUGUGUGUGUGUGUGUGUGUGUGUUAAAGCCACAGAUUGUACAAACUAUGUAUUAUUCAAGAAAUACAGUUUUCUUCACAAAUCA
This is a messenger RNA of Schistocerca gregaria, 2816 nucleotides long. It is a transcript of the gene VhaAC39-1, whose product is annotated as V-type proton ATPase subunit d. Lineage: Eukaryota; Metazoa; Arthropoda; Insecta; Orthoptera; Acrididae. Gene Ontology annotation, biological process: vacuolar transport; proton transmembrane transport; vacuolar acidification. Gene Ontology annotation, cellular component: vacuolar proton-transporting V-type ATPase complex; early endosome; proton-transporting V-type ATPase, V0 domain. Bases 842 to 1999 code for a protein of 385 amino acids. The transcript is spliced from 7 exons. The record is from RefSeq and is a predicted model, not a curated record. Gene Ontology annotation, molecular function: proton-transporting ATPase activity, rotational mechanism.